AAAAAGUAGAGUUGAAAUCUGUGAAUACAACUAUUGUUUCAGAUUGGAACAACACGCUAACUCACAUAAUAACAAUGUGGAUCAUAUAUUGCAAGGAGACAUUACAUUUCAAUGUGGCACAACCUCUAUGGUAACCGCCCGAGCUACACGGAUAUGGGUGUCCAGCCGGUUACAACGGUGCUGCCGUUGCUGCUGUUGUCGCUGUUGUUGGCAGUCGGUGUCACUGGCCAGAACAAUGCCACGAUCGACGAGGACGGAAAUAUCAAAUGGCCUCACCUGCCAGCUGGAAAACCUUACGUGACGGAGGGGACAACUGCCAGCACGGGAGGGCUUGACGCGUUUUACGACCUGUCUCGUAGUUUCAUUGCGUCAUCACUGCCAGAAACGCUCCCUCUAGAUACGUUUAAAGAUAUUAUUGAUGGUAAACGUAGCAUCGGCAGUGAAUGGCAAAACCUGCUGAAGUCAUUUUUGGGAUUUGCUGUAUGCCUCGUAAUUGGACUUCUCUUCUUCAUAAUUUUCCCUCUGGUUGGACUCUGCUUCUGUUGUUGUCGCUGCUGCGGCAACUGUGGAGGGGAAAUGCUGCAAAGAGAACACCCAAAAGCCACCUGUCGAAAAAGAGCUUUCAUGUGCAUACUGUUGGUGUUAAUUGCCUUUCAAGGAGCCGGUGUUAUCUGUACGUACGUUACCAACAAUCAACUUUCCGAAACCCUCAACUCAACACCGGAAAUCACCAACCACGCUGUGAGCGACCUCAUGAACUUCGUAGAUAACGUCGAACAGCAAUUUAAUCAGAUCAUCGUCAACAAUGUCAAUUUUGUGAAGACAGCAUUGAAAGCUGAUACAGACAAAACACGGAUUUCAACACUAAUCACCAAACCAUUAGUUCGUGAUUUAAGCAGAGACUUCAGCUUUGACGGAAUUCUCACUAGCAUCAAGAAAGAUGUGGAUACCGUGAUGCUCAUUGUAGCUGACAUGGACACAUCUUUGAGGACGUUAAAGUCACAGACAACAACCAUUCCAGGAAUAACUGCCGAGCUUAACAAUGUCGAGACAGCAGUCAACAGUCUGAAGAGUAAACUGAAUGUCAACCUCAUUGAUGACGUAAGAUGA
Molecule: messenger RNA, 1110 nt
Organism: Gigantopelta aegis
Lineage: Eukaryota; Metazoa; Mollusca; Gastropoda; Neomphalida; Peltospiridae
Product: prominin-1-A-like
Exons: 9
Coding region: 112-1110 (332 amino acids)
Cellular component (GO): membrane
Source: RefSeq, a predicted model, not a curated record